Saimiri boliviensis boliviensis (Bolivian squirrel monkey) is the source of this 848-nucleotide messenger RNA. It is a transcript of the gene CCDC182, whose product is annotated as coiled-coil domain containing 182. The record is from RefSeq and is a predicted model, not a curated record. NCBI's taxonomy places the organism in Eukaryota, Metazoa, Chordata, Mammalia, Primates, Cebidae.
UGACCUGGUUGGCCUCUAGGCUCCCUGUCUUUGUCCAACAUAGUAGAGAGACAAUGGAACCCCUCUAUCAGGCUGGGUCCAUUCUCAUGACGGUGAAUACCCUCCAGGGGAAGAAAAUGGUAGAGAGCGGCCUUCAGUCUGGAGACUUUUCCCUGUCCCAGUCAUGGUCCACCUGCCUCCCACCACCAGCCGACUUGGAGAUCCUGCAGCAGAAGGUGACCGGGGUGCAACGCGAGCUGGAGGACUUUAAGAAAGAGGCAUUGAAGUCCAUCCAUUACCUCGAAGAUGCCUUCUGCGAGAUGAAUGGAGCCCUGGUGCAGCAGGAGGAGCAGGCGGCUCGCGUGAAGCAGCGGCUCCGGGAGGAGGAGGACCGUGGCAUCGUACGUAACAAGGUCCUCACCUUCCUGCUGCCGCGCGAGAAACAGCUCCGGGAGCACUGCAAGCGGCUGGAGGAUCUGCUGCUGGACAGGGGCCGCGAUGCCCCCCGUGCCACCAAGAAGAGCCAGGCUGACUGAGCCUCGGGGGUGGCACUAGCCAAGCACCAAGUAGAAGAUUUUUUUUUUUUUUAAUGGAAGGACAAACCCCAAGUCCCCACCCACCUGCUUUCCUUUCCUCAUUUUCAUUGCUUUCCUUCUGCCUAAAUAACACCUUGCUGAGAGGCAAAAAGACUUCAAUAUGUUGUUUUGGUGAAAUUCCAUUUAUCCAGCAUGCUCAAGGAGGGAGGCAGGCCAGUACUAAGUCAGUUGCCUGUACCUUCCACUUGAACCGGUUUCCUGUUUGUAAUGGUAAGAUUGCUCACUGUAUACCUUUUUUCUCGCAGUUUAUUCUUAAACUGAUUGUGUUGAAAA